Molecule: messenger RNA, 1458 nt
Organism: Cryphonectria parasitica EP155
Lineage: Eukaryota; Fungi; Ascomycota; Sordariomycetes; Diaporthales; Cryphonectriaceae
Exons: 2
Coding region: 1-1458 (485 amino acids)
Source: RefSeq, a predicted model, not a curated record
AUGCUGAACCGCACCACCCACGAGCUCAUCUUCAUCCGCAUCUGUGUCAUCUUUCUCAGCUGCGCUCCUCUGUUCUACAUCGUCUUCCUGCCGCUGCCGCUGGCUGCCCUCGCCCUAUCGCUGGAGCUGGCCUACUACCUGUUCAUCCUCCGACGCUUCAAGACCCGCCUCGCAGGACAGGCAGACCACCCCCCAGACACCCGCCAGGAGAGGGAGGCUCUCUUCCAGCGAUGCCUCCAGAACAUCCCCGACCCAGAGAGAUAUCUGAGCCUAUGGGCCCACGGCGCCGAUCCUGCCGAGAUCAAGAGGGAAAAUCUUCGCGAGUUCUUCCUGUGGGCGUUCUUCGACCGUCAGCAUGACUGCCCUGACGACGCGGACAUCCAGGACGAGCUGGAGGGCUACAUCACUGGGACAGAGGCCCUACUCGGCCGUACGCUCGCCCCUGGCAGGGGUUCCGCUAGAUCUCUGCGGCUGACCUUCGACGACAUCCCCACCCGGUAUCGCUGCCUCCUCUGGUACCUCAUCGUUGCCCUUGUGGACUCGGCCACCCACCUCCGCAUGUUGCGCCGCGGUUUUCACUUCUACGCUGCCCCUGCGCCUCAUGCCAGUGUCUUUCACGUCUUUCCCCCUCGCCCGCUGGUAUCGAUGAGAUGGCCCGACAGGCGCUUCUCGGCCGGCGAGCUCAACUACUGGUAUCGACCCGCUGCAACCACGGCCACCACUGGCGGAUCUACCACUCGACCCGUCGUCUUCCUCCACGGCAUCGGGAUCGGCUUGUACCCCUAUGUGCCCUUUCUGAACGACCUGCCACCGACGAGCCCCGUACUGGCCGUGGAAAUACUGCCCAUCUCUAUGCGCCUGACCAAGACCAACAUCCUGGCCAGGCCAGACUUCGUCCGACAGCUCAAGGCCAUCCUGCACCAACACGGGAUCGACUGCUUCGUCCUGAUCUCACACUCGUAUGGUAGCAUCCUCACGACGCACGUCUUGCGUGAUUCCGAGCUAGGCCCGCAGGUUGAGGGUGUCGUUCUGGUCGACCCGGUGAGCCUGCUGCUCCACCUACCGGAUGUGGCAUACAACUUCACGAGGAGGAUGCCCACGUUCGCCAACGAGUGGCAGCUGUGGUACAUGGCAAGCAUGGACCCAGGCAUCGCCCUGGUCCUGGGGAGGCAUUUCUUCUGGAGGGAGAACAUCAUCUGGAAGGACGAGCUGGUCAGCAGAGGGCCUUUAGGGCAGAGGAGGGCGGCUGUGUGCCUGGCAUCACGGGACCUCAUCGUUGACACGCUGACCGUGGGCCGGUACCUAGAGUUGGCUGUGGCUCUUGGGAGCGGUACCGCCAAUACCACCACAGCGUCCGGCGUGGAGCUGCUCUGGUUCGACUUGGAUCACGCACAGGUGUUCGAUAAACGCCAAGACUACGGUCGCAUCCUGGAUGUCGUGCGGAGGUUCUGUGCCUAA